GAUCCAACAUGGCGGCCUCCGCAGCAUCGCGUGAGCUCCUCACGGAGGCAGUGAGAGCGGUUCUCCACACGUGGCCGGUUCUACAGAUCGCCGUGGACAACGGGUUUGGAGGCGUGUACGGGCAGCAGAAAGCUGAUUGGAUGGUGGGUGUAGUCCAGCAGUAUUUCCAUGACAAUGCUGACCUGCAGCAGUGUGAGGUGGAGGACUUCAUUGCUGAACUGAUGGAUCAGGAGUUUGACACAGUGGUGGAUGAUGGGAGUUUACCUGAGGUGUGUGACAGUCUGCUACAGGCGUUCAGUCAGUGGCAGCAGGGGGCGCUACAGCAGCUCCAACACUCCAUCAGCUCUCUCACACAGAACAAGAGUCAGAGGGCAAAGGUCACAGCUCCGCCCACACAUUCUGAUGAAGACAGCAAUGAUGAAACACAGGUGAUGGAGUGUGAAUCCUCCAGUUCAUCAGUCAGUAGCCGAGAUCCUCCUCCUCCUGAUGAAGAGGCCGGCUGGACGGUUGUGCGUAAGAAGAAGUGAUGAGGAAGACGUAGCGCAGAAUGAACUAUUGAACUCAGAAUCAGCUGACAUUUCACUUUUAGGAUGGGUCUGUGUGCGACAACCCCAUCCUAACCCUAACAAAGGUGUCUUAAUGGAGGUGUGGAAGACAAGAAAAUGGACCUGAAGAGAGAAGCUUCAUCUCCCUGACUUCCUCUUGUUCCUCUGGUUGUUUUUAUAUUAAACCUGUUGACUUUACUGUGGUGUGUCCUCACUCUAUAGUCUGACUGUUACUCUAUAUUAUGACAUAUAUUUGACCUUCACUUCACACAAUGACGCAUCACAUUGUACUAGGGCUGAAUGUCUUUUAGUUUCAUUCAGAGCUUUUGAUGUUUCCAAUGUUUCAAAAAUGGGUGAAAGUAUGUUGUCAUCGUAUUCUAUGUCAUAAAAGUGAAAAAAAGAAUCAUGAUAUGAAGUCAUAGCAUGUACAUUAGAAUCAUGGGCAAUAGAUGAAUA
This is a messenger RNA of Anoplopoma fimbria (sablefish), 1001 nucleotides long. It is a transcript of the gene tsr2, whose product is annotated as TSR2 ribosome maturation factor. The record is from RefSeq and is a predicted model, not a curated record. Gene Ontology annotation, biological process: maturation of SSU-rRNA from tricistronic rRNA transcript (SSU-rRNA, 5.8S rRNA, LSU-rRNA). Lineage: Eukaryota; Metazoa; Chordata; Actinopteri; Perciformes; Anoplopomatidae. The transcript is spliced from 5 exons. Bases 9 to 527 code for a protein of 172 amino acids. Gene Ontology annotation, cellular component: nucleus.